AUGGCAGAUGCGACACAGACGCGAAAUAGAGAGAGGAAGCGUCGCAUAAGUCGACCCAAAGUCAAGACUGGAUGUAAAAAUUGCAAAUUACGAAGAGUUAAAUGCGAUGAAACGAGACCUCAAUGUACGAAAUGUGUUAGAUCGGGAAGACAAUGCGAUGGCUAUCCGGCGUAUAAUCCGAGAAAUAGACAUGGCAGUAAUACUCUUCGAAUUGCUCCACGACCGAGUAAUGCCGGCGCUGGCGUGGAGUCAAAAUCAAUAUCAUCCAACAACUCCAUAAUAUCUACGACAUCUCCUGGCUCGUCGGCACUUGUUUCUAAGAGGGUACCGUAUAUCAUUGAUAAAUCAAAAUCCAUCGGUCCAUUGACACCUACCACACCGUCAAGCGCCAAUUCCGUCGAAGUUCGUUUUGACUUAUUUCCACCACCUACUGACGGUCUGGCAUUCGGUCCAAAAGAAGGUCAAUAUUUCGAGGUCUUCUGCACCCAUACCGCCAGCGAAUUAUCCGGUUUCUUCGAUUCCGCAUUCUGGAGGAGAAGUGUCCUCCAAGAAUCGCAUUCUGAAGCAUCCAUACGCCAUGCUGUUAUAGCCCUCGGGGCUCUUUACAAAACAUUAGAAAAGGUCGCUGAAUCACCUCCGAGUUCCCCAUCUUCCUCUAAUCAAAAUACUUCGAAUGGUGAUUCCGCAACUGCUCAUUGGAGUUUUGCUUGGGACCACUAUGGAAAAGCCGUCACGCGCAUGCGGCAGAGUAUUGAGAACAAUGAAGUUAGAUCGCAAAGAACGAUUUUGAUAUCGAGUGUUUUAUUUACAUGUUUUCAAUCGUUUGUAGGGGACCAUAAAGCAGCUAUCACACAAGUACAAGCGGGUUUGGGAGUGAUGGAAAAUCAGCGCAAGGAAAGGAGAAAACCUUAUCUUCAGCGCGAAGAUGAUAUUGUGGAAGAAGAGCUGGGGCAAAUGUUUACACGCAUGGCUAUUCAGGCCAAAUCAUACGACAUGGCGUUUCAUUUUCCAGCUCCGCAUAUUAUCCGUCUUUCCACCAAUCCAAGUAUCGCCAAUCCGGUAGCAUCGCAUUCCGGACCGCCGUCUCCUUCAACGACCACUUCAUUGACGAAUCUUGAUUGGAGAUACCACGUAGCUCACGAUCCAAGUCUAGCAAAUCCACCCAGCCCAUCAGAUAGUUCGACCGGCACCACCGCAUCCAUCGAAGCACCCAUCCCCGAAAUAUUUUCCAGUGUUAACGAGGCGAGAUUAGUGCUCGAUGCUUUGUGCGAGAGAAUCAUGCGAUAUAAUGAGGAGUUGGUGGGAUUUUACACAGUCUCCAACAAUAUCCUUCCUGCGUCCAUAAAAUCCAACGGUUACGGUUUCGGGCGCUCUCUCGAACAAUGGCAAGAAACUUUCGCUCCGCUACUCGCCAAGCGUCGCGCGCCUGGUACAUCGAAUACCGAAAGAGCAGGCAUGAUCGUGCUUCAAAUGACAUGCUUAAUGACUCGAAUCCUUACCUUCACAGCCUUUUCCCCAAAGGAAAUUGACUUUGAUCACUUCAUUCCUAUGUUCACUGAGAUCAAUGACUUAGCCAAGGAACUAAUCGUAGAUGAGGAAUUAGCAUUGGCGCAAGCGAGAUGUGGAAAAGCUUGUAGACAUGUAAAUUCGAAUGCGGAGAAAGGUAUAAGGACUCCAUUUGGUGUUAAGGUUAUGAGUCCUAGUCCUGGUCCUGAUGGUCGACCCUCUUCAUCGGAAGAAACUUAUUCACACAUUAAACCUUCCUUUGCACUUGAUCUUGGCAUCAUCCCACCGCUUUAUGUCGUUGCCACAAAAUGCCGCGACAGGAAAUUAAGAAGAGAAGCUAUAAGUCUCCUAACGUCAAGUCAUAGGAGAGAAGGUAUGUGGGAUUCGAGAUUAUGUGCUGGUGUUGGCAAUUGGAUUAUGGAUGUGGAGGAAGAGGGAUUGGAUAGAUAUGUUAGGGGGACAGUAUCAGAAAAUCAGAAGGUGCCGGAUGAGAAGAGAGUUAUGGUUAUGGAGGUUGAGUUUAAUCUUGAGAGGAAAUGGGCAAAGUUGAGGUGUGGAACAAGGGGGGCUAAGAAAGGAGAUUAUGAUCCGAGGCGAAGGGAGGAGCUGUAUAGUUGGUAA
Sclerotinia sclerotiorum 1980 UF-70 is the source of this 2127-nucleotide messenger RNA. RefSeq lists its product as hypothetical. The transcript has 2 exons. The record is from RefSeq and is a predicted model, not a curated record. The coding region runs from base 1 to 2127 and encodes 708 amino acids. Gene Ontology annotation, biological process: regulation of DNA-templated transcription. Gene Ontology annotation, molecular function: zinc ion binding; DNA-binding transcription factor activity, RNA polymerase II-specific. Lineage: Eukaryota; Fungi; Ascomycota; Leotiomycetes; Helotiales; Sclerotiniaceae.